Molecule: messenger RNA, 2877 nt
Organism: Malassezia sympodialis ATCC 42132
Lineage: Eukaryota; Fungi; Basidiomycota; Malasseziomycetes; Malasseziales; Malasseziaceae
Gene: NAM7
Product: DEAD/DEAH box helicase
Biological process (GO): nuclear-transcribed mRNA catabolic process, nonsense-mediated decay
Cellular component (GO): cytoplasm
Molecular function (GO): RNA binding; DNA binding; ATP hydrolysis activity
Source: RefSeq, a predicted model, not a curated record
AUGGGGGACUCUGCUGAUGAGCGAGUAGAGCACCUAGCAGAUGCCAUAUCCAAGGCAAAAGUUACAGAUAUUCCCACCGACUUUGAUGCACUGUCCGACGACCUUGAUUCGGAGGAGCCGGAGACCAAGGCCCUUCCUGAGCACGCUUGUGCCUACUGUGGCAUCGACGAUGUAAAUUGUGUUCUUCAAUGUCUCACCUGUAAAAGAUGGUUUUGCAACGGUCGCGGGCAAACACCAUCCUCCCAUAUCGUCACCCAUUUGGUGCGCGCGCGGCACAAGGCUGUCAUGUUGCAUCCAGAGUCGCCUCUCGGUGACACAGUGCCCGAGUGCUUUACGUGCGGCUCGAAAAACCCUUUUAUGCUUGGUUUUCUACCCGCCCAGGACAGCGCCGUCAUCAUGCUCUUGUGUCGGAAUCCUUGCAACUACGCUGCCAACACGAAGGAAGUAGAAUGGGAUGCUUCUCGGUGGGCACCUUUGAUUGAAAACCGAUCUUUCCUUUCCUGGUUUGUUCGAAUUCCAAGUUCGGCCACGCAACGAAAUGCGCAGCCCAUUUCCUCUGCGCAGAUUUGCAAACUAGAAAAUCUGUGGCGCGACAACGAGCAAGCUACGUUGGAAGAUGUGGAAAACCCCACCAAAGAGAAAGAACUUCCUAAGACCCUUGUGCGCUACGAGAAUGCGGAACAGUAUUGUAAUAUUUUCCGCGCACUACUCUCUGUGGAAGAGCAGUACGAUAAAAAGCUGAAAGAAAGUCUCGUUCAGCAUGAUGUGGCGGUGCGCUGGGAGCCAGGUAAAGGUCGUUCGAUGUCCCUGUGGCUUCGCUUGCCACAACUUGAGAGCGGUGAAAUGCGCCUCGGUAUUGGUGACGAGCUUUGCGUCUCUUACACGGGGUCGUUGGCCUCUAAAUGGAAGGCAGUCCUAAAGGUAUCGCAAUUCUCGCCAAUCUCAUCCAUGGAAGUGGCUUGUGAUGUACCACAGUACCUCCAGCCACCGACGGAUUGCACCACCAACUAUACUGUGGAAUUUGUUUGGGUCGGCGUAACGUAUGCUCGCAUGAAGAAGGCAUUGUCCGUGUUCUUGAACCUUCGCGAUUGUAUGGCUCCCUUUUUACGCAAAAAACUCUUGGGCUUCCCCACCGGCUCGGAGCAGGUCCAGUUUCAAGAGCCAAAACGCUACACUGCCCCAGGGCUGCCUGAUCUGAACCACAGCCAGGUCGCUGCGAUUAAAUCCGUUUUAUCAAAGCCUUUGAGCUUAAUUCAGGGACCUCCUGGGACAGGUAAGACAGUGACCAGUGCCACACUUGUGUAUCAUCUGACACAAAUGACCAAAGGAAAAGUGCUUGUCUGUGCACCUUCGAAUGUGGCGGUAGAUCAGCUUACCGAAAAAAUCAAUCGCACUGGUCUGAAAGUCGUGCGCGUUGUUUCUCGAACUCGCGAAACCAUGUUGUCACAUGUGCGCUUUCUGUCACUGCAUGAGCAGGUUGCGCUAAUGCCUCCUAGCCCUGAAAUGACUCGACUCAAAAAUCUCCAGAAGAAAAAUGGCGAGUUAACUGCUGAUGACGAACGCCGGUACCGGAACCUGGUUUUCCAGAUGGAACGGAAAGUGUUGGCUGCAGCGGAUGUUAUUUGCACAACCUGUUCGAGCAGCGCGGAUCGUCGACUUGAAAACUUUGACUUCUCUGCUGUGCUGAUUGAUGAGGCAACACAGGCUGUGGAGCCCGAAAUCUUGCUUCCCAUUGUGCGCGGUUGCAAGAAACUUGUGCUUGUUGGCGACCACCAGCAACUAGGCCCCGUCGUUAUGAGUAACAAAGUGGCAGACGCUGGUAUGAAUUUGAGUUUAUUCGAGAGAUUAAUUCUUCUUGGCAAUCAGCCUCGACGUCUAGAAGUGCAGUACCGUAUGCACCCAUGCUUGUCUGAAUUUCCCAGCAAUAUGUUCUACGAUGGGAUGCUCCAAAAUGGUGUUACGGCCCAGGAACGUCUCCGGCGUCAAGACCCCAUUCCAUGGCCUAUUCCUAACAUGCCUAUGAUGUUUUACCAAAAUUUGGGCCAGGAAGAAAUUUCAGGCAGUGGAACGUCUUUCUUGAACCGAACGGAGGCAAGCAGUGUUGAAAAAAUUAUCACGCUGUUUUUAAAAUCUGGUGUUGUCCCUGAGCAAAUUGGUGUGGUUACGCCUUAUGAAGGGCAGCGAAACUUUAUCAUCAAUUACAUGCAAAUGUUUGGCAGUCUUAACAAGGAGCUUUACCGGAGUGUGGAGGUCGCCAGUGUGGAUGCGUUCCAAGGCCGUGAAAAAGAUUAUAUCAUUGUCAGUUGUGUGCGGAGCAACGACAGGGGCGGAAUCGGAUUCCUCAGCGAUCCUCGACGUCUCAAUGUUGCUCUCACUCGUGCACGUUAUGGUCUUAUUGUUAUCGGAAAUUCCAAGGUCCUGUGCAAAAAUCCCCUCUGGUACCAUCUGUUGGUUCAUUUCAAAGAUCGCUUUGCAUUGGUGGAAGGCGCUCUCUCUAACCUUCAACCAUCGAUGAUCCAGUUUGGUCGCCCUCCUGUUGAAAAACACAAAGUUACACCCAUGCAGCGCAUGGCUCUACAAAAAACUGAGACGAUGGAUUCACUGGCUAUGGACCCGAUCCACGCACCGUUCCGCUCACUCGGUGCUACAGCUGCUUCACUGCGGGAGGAUAUGUGGAGCAGUUUGUCACUAGAUGCCAAGUCUUUAUCGUAUACUCAAAGUGACAGACUCACAAAAAAGAUGACAGGCGGGGAGGACGAUCUUGACAGCCUUGACGGGUUCAAGAGCCAGGCAUCGCUGGAAGAUGAGCUGGAAGACAACUCCGCGGAUGCACUCUUCCCCAUGUGGGGACGGAAAUCUGUCACUCCAUUUACAUAA